AUGAAGAUACGAAUUAUUACAUGGAACAUCCGUGGAUUAAACGAUCCGGACAAAAGAAAGGUGGUUAAAGUUGCUUUGAAGAAGUGGAAUGCCCAUGUUAUUUGUUUGCAAGACACCAAGUUGGCUUCUAUUUCUGAUGAUGUGGUUAGAAGCCUUUGGGGAAGUAGGUUCGUGGAUUGGGAAGCCUUGAACGCCUCCGAUAAAUCAGGUGGCAUUCUUAUUAUGUGGGAUCACAGAUGGAUGUCUAGAACGAAUAUCUGGAAAGGGCUAUUUUCUUUGUCAUGCGUGUUUCAGAUGGAAGAUGAUAAUUUCAGUUCGGAACUUAGCUACAUUAAGGAAUUGUGGUCAUUGCCUUGGUGCUUAGGUGGAGAUUUUAAUUCUGUUCAGUUUCCAUUUGAGAGAUCCAUAGGGGGGAGGUGGUCUUUGGAGAUGACCCAGUUCUCCGACUUUAUUGAUGGUCACUUUCUUAUUGAUUUACAAUUGGAAGGGGCAACUUUUACUUGGUCUAGCGGCAGAGACUCAGUUACUUUAUCGAGGCUCGACAGAUUCCUGAUUUCUGGAGAUUGGGAGGAGAAGUUCCCGGAUGUCACUCAGUUUCAGACUCUCAAAUCUGAACUUAAAAAGUGGAAUAAAGAAGUGUUUGGGAAUCUCGAAUGGAAGAAAAAUAAAGUCCUGGCUGAUAUUGCUGAGAUUGAUAGUCUUGAUGAGACAGGGCAAGUUACAGAAUCUUUACGCUCUAGAAGAGUGUCUUGUCAGGUGACUUUUGCUGAGAUUGCUACUAUGGAGGAGAUUUCGUGGCGUCAGAAAUCUCGGGCUUUGUGGCUUAAAGAAGGUGAUCGCAAUACUAAGUUCUUUCACAGGCUUGCUAACGCCCAUAGAAGAUACAAUAAUAUUGGGCGGAUUCGUGUGAAUGGUUUAGAGUUGCGGAAAGAAGAUGAGGCUCCGUUCUCUGAAGAGGAAGUGCUCAAGGCAUUAUCCACUUGUAACGGUGAUAAAGCUCCAGGGCCAGACGGAUUUACUAUGUGGUUUCUGAAGGAAAGAUGGAAAGUUGUGCGUAAUGAGGUUAUGGGCACUUUUCAGGAAUUUCAUUCUCACGGCACUUUUGAGAAAUCAUUUAAUGCAUCUUUCAUUGCUCUUAUUCCUAAGAAGGGCAACGCCUCUGACAUUAAGGAUUUCCAGCCAAUCAGUUUAGUGGGGUGCUUGUAUAAGCUUAUUGCCAAGGUCCUUGUUCUUAGAAUGCGAAAUGUUUUGGAUGGAAUCAUCUCAGAAUCACAAAAUGCUUUUGUUAGUGGUAGACAGAUUUUAGACUCCGUUCUUAUCGUAGGAGAAUGUGUCGAUUCCAGGUUGAAGAGCGAAGUUCUUGGUGUAUUAUGCAAACUUGACAUCGAGAAAGCUUAUGAUCAUGUGAAUUAG
Messenger RNA from Cornus florida, 1413 nucleotides. RefSeq lists its product as uncharacterized. The transcript has 4 exons. The record is from RefSeq and is a predicted model, not a curated record. Gene Ontology annotation, molecular function: catalytic activity. Bases 1 to 1413 code for a protein of 470 amino acids. Lineage: Eukaryota; Viridiplantae; Streptophyta; Magnoliopsida; Cornales; Cornaceae.